This is a messenger RNA of Nematostella vectensis (starlet sea anemone), 2001 nucleotides long. Its product is annotated as tRNA-dihydrouridine(16/17) synthase [NAD(P)(+)]-like. Gene Ontology annotation, molecular function: tRNA dihydrouridine synthase activity; flavin adenine dinucleotide binding. The record is from RefSeq and is a predicted model, not a curated record. NCBI's taxonomy places the organism in Eukaryota, Metazoa, Cnidaria, Anthozoa, Actiniaria, Edwardsiidae. Bases 94 to 1515 code for a protein of 473 amino acids. The transcript has 13 exons. Gene Ontology annotation, biological process: tRNA processing.
GUUUUUCCCUUUAGAGUAUUGCAGUACAACAUGGCGGACUUCACAACGUGCGAAACCGAAAGAAUCGUAAUUUAGUAAACAAGAUUCACGAGAAUGGCUGAAGAAAAGCCACUUAGUAAGCAAACCAAGAAAAAGGGGUUUGAUUUUUGGAGGAACACUCUAAAAUCGGCGAGAUAUGUAGUGGCUCCGAUGGUGGAUCAGUCGGAGUUAGCAUGGAGAAUGUUGAGUCGUCGGUACGGAGCGGAGCUUUGUUAUACGCCAAUGUUUCACGCCGGUAUGUUUAUACGAGACCCAAUCUAUCGCAGCGAGAUGAUGCAGACGUGCGUGGGAGAUAGGCCGCUUAUUGUACAGUUCUGUGCAAAUGACCCUGAGGUAUUUGUGCAAGCAGCUCUUCUUGUUGAGUCUGAGUGUGAUGGAGUUGAUCUUAACUUGGGAUGCCCUCAGCACAUUGCAAAGAGAGGACAUUAUGGAGCCUUCCUGCAAGAUGAGUGGGAAUUGUUAGAAAAAAUGGUGAAGCUUGCACAUGAGAAACUGUCCGUGCCAAUUACUUGCAAGAUCCGUGUGUUUGAUGAUGUUCAGAAGACUAUAGCAUAUGCCAAGAUGCUGGAAUCUGCUGGUUGUCAGCUGCUUACUGUGCAUGGACGGACACGUGAGCAGAAAAGGGAGCUAACUGGGCUCGCAGACUGGGACCAGAUCAAAGCAGUCAGGGAAAAUCUUAACAUUCCAGUAUUUGCUAAUGGGAACAUUCAAUACCUCUCUGAUGUUACACGCUGUCUUGAGUAUACAGGCUGUAAUGGUGUCAUGACCGCAGAGGGUAAUCUCUCUAACCCAGCACUAUUCACUGGGAGUCAGCCGUAUGUCUGGUCCAUGGCUAACGAGUAUCUUGAGCUGGCAACCAAACACAAGGCUUCCCUGUCUGCUGUUAGAGCUCAUUUGUUUAGGCUUUGGCAUAAAAGCCUCAAUAUGCAUACUGACAUAAGGACACAAAUGGGUGAGGCCAAAAGUAUAGAUGAUGUGAGGAGAUGUUCUGAAACGCUGGAACGCAGGGUCAAGGAAGAUAUGGAAACAAACAAGACCCCAGAGACAGAGUGUGGUUUGGCAUAUUGGUGCUGUCAGCCAUAUGUCAGAAAUCACAAUAACUCAAGAAAGAGACCAUUCAGUGAUGAGAAUGGUGUUAGUAAACAAUCUGAUGAAGAAGUGACAAAGAAAAUAAGUAAUCGGCAAAAAAAGAAAGCUUUAAAAAGACAGAAGAAAGAAGCACAAGGUUCAAGAGUAUGGGUGUUUUGCACUUCUGAGAAAUGUGAAAACCCUGGAGGACAAAAGUGUGUGAGUAGCUUAUGUCGAGAGUGCUGUCGCCAGAAGAGUUCUACAGAGACCCUUGAUUGCCCAGCGCACAGAUUGUGGUUUAAAAAGAAGUCAAUACCAAGAGAUGCUCAAGUGUCUGAUGAGCUCCAAAAGACUGUUCCAUCAACAGACAAUAAGCAAGAAGAGUCUGCCAUCGAAGCAGACUAUUGACAAAGGCUUUUUGCCAACUCUCUUAUAUUGUAGAGGGUUGUUGUUGUACAGUGCAACCCUUGGGUCAUAACAGGGUGCGGGUCAGACUCUGAUGUACCUUUGUUUCCAUAGGGGGAGGGGGUGGGGGGGCAUUUAUUGGAGGGGGGUCAUACAAGCUCGCAUUUUAAAGAAUGUCAAUCAACCACCUUUUAUUAUUGUUUACAAUUGAAAAUACAGCGGAUCGUUUGCAAAAAAACUUCAAAAUACGUAUCUGCGAUUGAGGUCUGAUACUUUAUUAAUGAUAAUUCAUUGAAAGUUUCUCAGUUACUUGCUUGAAUUAGUCCGCGAUGGCAAUUGAUUAUUUUAGUCACACGGUAUUGUAUGGUAUUAUCUUUAAGCAUUAUUUACACCAUUAGAUGUCUCACUGUAUUUGUAAAUAUUCUGCCUGAAAUUAGUUGUUGAACACAACACAACUGUUUAUAAACAAUAAAUUACCCAUGCUAUCUA